Didymodactylos carnosus is the source of this 912-nucleotide messenger RNA. NCBI's taxonomy places the organism in Eukaryota, Metazoa, Rotifera, Eurotatoria, Philodinida, Philodinidae. The record is from the annotation of a GenBank genome assembly.
AUGUAUUUCUUAUUAAUCUUAAUUCUUCUUUUUAAUUCAAUCAUAACAGCCACAAAACAUGAUUCUGUAUUAAAAAUGUAUGAUAUCGAAUCUCAAGUGUCAAAACAUAUUUUGAACGAUGAUGCUCCAAACAAACGUGAUCAUACUAAUGAUGAUUUAACAGCAAAAGAAUACGUUCAUUCAUCCUCUAUUCUAAUAAAUACUGAAUCAAAUCAACAAAUAAUAUCUGAUUGCUCUAAUAUAUAUUCAAAUAAUCCCUAUUGUAUUGUAAAAAAUUCUAUUUAUGCAACAAAUUUGAAUGCCACUCAUCUAUGUUCAAAAAGUGGUAAAAAUAUUAAAAUGACUGUUUUAAACAAUAAUAUUCGUUUUGAUUUAAUAACAGAAAUCAUUAAUAAGAAUAAAAGUAAUAAUUCACAUUAUCAAAUAUGGAUGGAUGCCACACAAUUUAAAAAUAUUAAUAAUAAGAAAAAAAUAAAAAAUAAAACAACAAUAAUAACGAAUGAUUUAUCAACAUUAUUAGAAUAUCAUAAUUCAACUAUAAAUGAUUUAUCAAAACUAGUUGUUCAAAUUGAUACGACAGUGAAUAUUACACGUUGUCCACAAUGGGAUACAAUAGUCAAAAAUAAAACAUGUUAUACAAUUGUAUCAUCGACAAAAGAUAUGUAUUGUUUAGCGAAAAAUGAUUGUAAUGAAUUACAUAUGUUUAUUUGUGUAAAUGAAAAACAAAUGAAGAAUCAAAUGAAAAAACAAGGUAUACUAUUUUUUUUCUUAAUACUAUUAAUUUGUAUAGUAUUAAGUGUUGUCAUAUGUGCAAUUAUACGAUAUGAAAAACGAAUGAGAAUACAACGGCGACGACAAACAUUGUUAAGUAAAGCUAUAUUAUCAAUGAAUGAUUUGAUACUCAUUGAUUGA